This is a messenger RNA of Cydia pomonella (codling moth), 3324 nucleotides long. RefSeq lists its product as uncharacterized. The record is from RefSeq and is a predicted model, not a curated record. Lineage: Eukaryota; Metazoa; Arthropoda; Insecta; Lepidoptera; Tortricidae. The transcript has 2 exons. Bases 243 to 827 code for a protein of 194 amino acids.
UAAGUUUGUUAAGGGUGUAUAUGUAAAUAGGUUUUGAUACGUUUACACUAUUAUCUAUGUCUAGUCUUAAGUUCUUUUUUAAUUCCAUAUUUAAAUUCUAAUGUUAUUUUGACUGUUUAUAUUUUUGUACGUCAGUUCGCAAAAUAAAUCCAUCGAAACUAGUCGACUGCCUGGUUUAUUGAUUAUUUUCCACUUUAGCUAUCGAAAUUCCCUCUUCUUUAUUUGGUCCUUCUUCCUCACUCAUGAUCUUGCGAUCUAAAACCAAGCAGUCGGCUAAAAGCGCUAAAAUGACGCGCUCGGAAACGGGUACCCCUGCCACGGGUAGGCUCGGCCAGUCCAAAAAGUUGGACCACGGUGCGGCCGACGCCACCGUACCACCCGCGGCUUCCGACCCGCAAAUCCCCGGGACGUCUCGCGAGUGCCUCCCAACCGGCACCAGCGCCGAACAAGUUAAUGUUCCCCUCAGUUGCAGGUCUCGCGCUUCGAGCUCUACGCGAUCAUCGGCCACGAUUAGGGCACGACGAUUGACCGCGGAGGCCCACUUGGCCCGCAAAAGCAUAGAAAGGGAACAGGAGCUCUUUCAACGCGAGCUCGACAACCAACGGAAACUCCUUGAGCAGUUUAAACAGGUAGAACAGCUUGAACUUGAAGCGAAAAUAGCCGCCUUAGAAGCCGAGGAGCGAUCCAAUCACACGAAAAUACGGCGCGUCUAUAUAACGCACUCCGCGGGCCCGCCCGGGAGGCCGUCGCCUCUUUACUCAACACCGCGGCAGCUUCCGAAGAUAUCAUGGCAGCACUCGAACGUACAUUUGCUUGUCCCGAAAUGAUUGUCUUCGGCGAAGUACAGAUUUUAAAAACGCUGCCUCGGCUCGGGCCUGACCUAAAGGAGAUAGGUAUUUUCGCUAAUAAGGUACGCAAUUCUUUGUCUACUAUGAAAUUACUCGGCCUACGAGAAUAUUUACAAUCGCCAGAGCUGUUUCAUAAUAUUCUAGGAAAAUGUAACCCUUUAAUGAAAAUGAGAUGGUCUGAUUAUGCGUCAGAUUUGUCAGAAACGUCAAACCAUCUCAAGUCAAAGUUAGAACUUUUAUCUGACUUUCUAACACGCGAACACGAACGCUAUAUUAAAUUCGCUUUAUCGCCAGAAGUAGGACUUUCUAUGUCUAUACCGCAACAAUCACGAGUACAUUUUCCAAUGAAUAAACCAUUUAAACGUGAAAAUAUACAUGCCGUCACUCAUGACAAAAAUAAAACAACUGGUAACAUAGAGUGUGUUUAUUGUAAAAAAUCCCACAAUAUUAAAAACUGUACUCAAUUUACGUCGUUAUCUGUUGACGAUAGGUGGCGUUGGUUGCGUGAACACAAAGUUUGUUAUAAAUGUCUAAAAGACAACUCACACCUAUGGAAAUUAUGCAAAAGCAACCCUUGCGGGGUCGAUGGUUGUACUUUUCGACACAACCCUCUUUUGCACGGCAGGCAGGAUACGUUUAGAUCACCGCCUACACCCGAUACACGGAUUAAUAACGUCAUUUGCGUUCCUGCGGCUGAAAGUGAUAUCCAGGUGUCGGACAAUAAUGUGACUGUGUCAAAUAUAGGUAUAUCGUGUAAUCAACAUAAAACAUCUAAUGAAAUAUGUUCAAAUAUUACAAUGUUGAAAGUUUUACCAGUGACACUGUCAGGGCCAAAUGGCAGCUAUGAAACCUUCGCGUUUCUCGAUGAUGGCAGCACUGCGACUAUGAUCGAUUGUAAAGUGGCUGCUCGCUUAGGUUUAAUAGGACCUGAAGAGUUCAUAACUGUCAAUGGUAUCAUGGGUUUACAAAAAACUACAAAAGUAAGAUACGUUGACUUUUACAUAAGAGGUAAAUAUGAAUCUGAUAUCCAUUUGGUAAAUCAUGCUAAGGCUGUACAAUCGUUAGGCUUGAACGAACAAACUCUAUCUAGAGAGACUAUUGAAUCUUAUGCUCACUUAAAAGACCUAGCCGAAUACUUGACAUAUGCUGACGCUACACCAACCGUACUUAUUGGUGCUGAGCAUUGGCAUCUGUCAAUAUGUCGCGAGGUUUGUGAAGGCAGACGUAACGAGCCCGCCGCUUGUCGCACUUUGCUUGGGUGGACUUUGUAUGGACCAACGAGUAGCAAAACCAAGCCAGUCGAGUUCGUCAACCAUUGUCAGUUAGGCCGCACUGAACCUUCUGAAAAUGAACGCCUGGAGUCACUGAUAAAGGAGCAAUACAAACUCGACUCGCUCGGUAUCUCUAAGCGCGAGACUCUAUUUAGCAAGCUAGACUCCCGUGCCGUCGAGAUUCUUGAUGCUACCACCACACGCUUACCGACCGGUAGAUAUGAAGUAGGUCUUCCGUGGCGUGACAACAUACAGUGUGUUCCCGAUAGCUGCCCGCAAGCUUUAUCAAGAUUUCUAAGCCUCGAAAGGAGAAUGAUUCGUGAGCCCGCCUUCGCUGACGCGUAUAAAAAGUUUAUUGAUAACAUGAUUGCUAAAAAUUAUGCUGAGGAGUGCGAUUCCGGCACUUAUUAUAAUCAUCUUAUCACUAAAAGCGUCAACACCAGCAUUGAUCUCAAACACGAUACCAAUUUAGGCGAUUAUUCAAAUAAAAUUCACACCUUAUCUGAUAACUUACAACCUAGUACAGUCAGUCCGAAUAAAACAGAAACAAAUUUUGACAUUGAGCUGUCAAGUGUGAAUAACAAUAAAAAUAAAUUAAAAACCGAAUCUGAACCUAAUAAAAGUGACAUUAACGCAAGAAUAAGGUGGUAUUUGCCUCAUUUUGGCGUGUACCAUCCACAAAAACGUAAACUUCGUGUUGUCCACGACGCAGCCGCGACUAAUCAGGGUGUUUCAUUAAACUCGUUGCUGCUUCAAGGACCUGAUCUUUUAGAAAAUUUAUUAGGUAUUUUAUUUCGGUUCAGAGAGGGCGCUGUUGCUAUAACAGCUGAUAUUAAGGAAAUGUUUCCUCAAAUAAAAAUCCGUGAACAAGAUCGUGACGCACUACGUUUUUUAUGGCGCGACGUUCAGUCAAGGGAAACAAUGCCUCUAAAAGAAUAUCGGAUGACAGCUGUCAUUUUUGGAGCAUCGUCCAGCCCUUUCACUGCGUUGUACAUUAAACAUAAAAACGCUAUGUCACACCAAGAUUCGUAUCCAGCGGCAGCCAACGCAAGUAUCCAUAGUUCCUAUAUGGACGAUUUCUUGGAUAGUCUGGACGAUGUUGACGAAGCUGCACAGAUGGCAUCCGAUGUUGUGACUAUUCAUCGUAACGCAUGUUUCGAAAUGUGUGGCUGGAAUUCUAACGAUCAGGGAGCAUUGCGUCUUGU